Messenger RNA from Melitaea cinxia (Glanville fritillary), 993 nucleotides. RefSeq lists its product as uncharacterized. Gene Ontology annotation, biological process: DNA integration. Lineage: Eukaryota; Metazoa; Arthropoda; Insecta; Lepidoptera; Nymphalidae. The transcript is spliced from 4 exons. The record is from RefSeq and is a predicted model, not a curated record. Gene Ontology annotation, molecular function: nucleic acid binding. The coding region runs from base 1 to 993 and encodes 330 amino acids.
AUGAAUAGUAGGUGCCAGGUAUAUAUGAUCGAUUUUCAGACACAACCAGAUGGAAAUUUUAAAUUUAUUAUGGUUUACCAAGACCAUCUAACAAAAUUUGUUCUGCUUCGCGCUCUACAAUGUAAGAGGGCGGCAGAGGUGGCUUACCAUUUGAAUGAUAUAUUUUUAACUAUAGGAGCGCCGUGCAUUCUUCAAUCUGAUAACGGUAGGGAAUUUGUAAAUAAUGUUAUAAGUGAGCUUGCCAGACACAGUCAAAGCCAGGGCUCAGUUGAACGUGCCAAUCAAGAUAUUGAGAAUAUGAUAAUAUAUGAUAUGUCUUGGAUGAAUGACAACGUUUCAACGAAAUGGUCAGAAGAAUCACCAUACAAGGCAUUAUUUGGAAUAGAACCCAGAGUAGGACUUUCGACUUCCUCUUUGCUGCAAGAAAUCAUAAAUGAUAUUCAAGAUGAAGAUGAUUUAAGGAAGGUAAGAAAAGAUGAUCGUAAUGUUAACCUAACAGAAGAUAGAAAUGAUAACGUUGUCGAAGUUAGUAAUCGAGAAAAAGUUUCUUCAUCUGAAAAUGACAUUCAUAAAGCUAGAACAACUGCAGCAAAAAAUCUUGUGAAACACGCUAAGAAAAUGAAAGCUACUUCUGACAAGUCUCAUCCACCUGCUAACAUUGGAGAUAAUGUGACUAUACCGAUUCCAGAUGUUGACAAAGGCAAAGGUGAUCUCAGAAACAUUAUUGGAGUUAUUCUUCAGAAAAAUGACGAAUCUAUAUUGCAGGUAGCAGAUGUAAACCAAGGCUCUGAAAUAUCGUUAAGGACUGCAGCUACGAAACAUUCAGUUGGAUCAAGCCAAGGUUUUGUGAGAUGCAGCUGCUACAAAAACUGUUCCACAUACAGAUGCCAGUGCAAGAAGGCACUCAUACUCUGCAAUUCUAAGUGCCACCAAAGAUCAACUAGUUUGGCCUGGCCUAAACUAGUCUAUCCUAUCGGGCUUAGGACAAAUUAG